Myxocyprinus asiaticus (Chinese sucker) is the source of this 2801-nucleotide messenger RNA. RefSeq lists its product as uncharacterized. Bases 153 to 2549 code for a protein of 798 amino acids. The record is from RefSeq and is a predicted model, not a curated record. The transcript has 2 exons. Lineage: Eukaryota; Metazoa; Chordata; Actinopteri; Cypriniformes; Catostomidae.
AAAGAAGAAGUUGUGUUGCAAUAUAAAAAUGCUAACAACAGCUCUCUGGCAAGUUUGGACAUUGUCCUGUGACUCUGCAGGUUUUGUUCACUCAAACAUUUGUGCGAUAAGGACAGAGGAGAAACUGAAGACCUGUGAUCUGUGAUUUUAUUAUGAACACCAUUAGAACCUGCGUCUUGCUUCUCUGUCUCUUCGUUGGCAGUGUCUCCUCUGUGCAACGCCUGAACAAUAUUGAUGACCUGAGAAACACUCACUACAGCAAGCGUGAGCCAAACCAUGGACUCAAACUGCUGUUCUGGUUUGCCCAACAUGUUAUUGAUAUUGAUGAAAACUACACCUCACAGAUGGAUAUCGAACCAAGCCGAGGCGACUACGGAUUCCAUUGGUUUGAAAACAGAGAACGCAUCCUCCCCACAUUGUCCUCUGAAAUCAAAGGUUAUUACUCUGUGGGCAAUCUAAGGUAUCCAAGAGCCACAGAGUUACCAGCAUAUGUGCGAAAGGAUCAUUAUAUCUCACCACAUUCCCCAGACAGCAAUCUAGACAGGCUCAUAGUCUGUGUGAACAGAAGAGAUCCAACCAGGUUACACAGUGUCUUUAUCACGUCACUUAUUUACCAACUGGACGAACUGGAUCCUCACCUCACUUUUGAGAUCAAUCCUGCACUUAUACAUCAAAUCCAAUGUCCUUGUAACUGCACUUCACACCAUUACAAUGAUUAUCUGUUUAGCACCUUGACUAGUAAUAGAAAAGACAUUAAUGAUGUUCAAAAAACCUUACAAACAGCAAAGAUCAUUUUUAAAGAGCCAGGCCUUUCUGCAUUUCUGACAUUAACAGAAUAUGACAUCAAAUACUCUUACAGAAGCUUUGCAGUGAGAUAUCACUGUUUAGCCACCUCUAGUGCAAAAGAAUUAAGCGAGCCCUCAACACAAUGUCAUAUAACUGCAGAAAUUAAAUUAGAGAUUAAAACAUCAGCGACUGGUUUAGCAAAACUCACAUGGGAACACAUUCCUGCUAAUGUAAUGAAAGAAUAUGUUUUCAUAUACGUGGCUGUUUGCAAGAACACUGACUUCAGCAAUGCACAUAAAUAUCAUGAAUGCCCCAAGUUUGGGGUUAAGAGUUCCUCUGGGAGUGUUGAUACUUCAGUUUAUCUUAAUUUUGGUCUUCAACCCCGACUUCUAUUGUACAAGCUUGUUCCAGAGGUCACAAAUGGCAACAGAGGAAUGCCCACUAAAAUAAAGCCUUAUAGAGCAAGUCUGCAGCUCUACACUGAAAACGGUAAAGCAUGCGCUCAGCUUUACAUUAAGAAGACCUUCAGUGAUUGGAAAAAUGUUUUCUCUUAUUCAUGGGUGGGGUUUUACAAAAAUUCACAAGAAGCCAAUGACCAGUACUAUACAUCUAUAUAUGUUGUGAACAUGGAAAAGGUAGAAAAAUAUAGCACAGGGGAAUAUUAUGUUUAUAAAUACCAGUCAAGUUUGGACAUUGCACCUGGAGUUCAGAUCCGCUUUCUGCUGGAAAACAAGUAUGAUGAUAGAAAUGUUUUAGCCCGAACACAGCCCUGGAAAGAUACUAAAUACCCAGUCACAUUGCAAACAAAUAAUGAUGAUCUGCAUCCUGGUCUUCUACCUGAACUAUUACCACACCUGUCAAAUCCAGAAUCGUUUCAUGGGUCAGAGUUUGAUGAAGCCAACGGAAUUAUCCCGAUUAGAAUACUGGGAUUUGAUGCUAGUCUGCAGCUUUACGCUAAUGAUGGUAAAGCUUGUGCUCGGCUCUACAUUAAGAAGACCUUCUGUGAUUGGAAAGAUGUUUUCUCUUACUCAUGGGUGGGGUUUUACAAAAAUUCACAAGAAGCCAAUGACCAGUACUAUACAUCUAUAUAUGUUGUGGAGAUGGAAAAGGUAGAAAAAUAUAGCACAGGGGAAUAUUAUGUUUAUAAAUACCAGUCAAGUUUGGACAUUGCACCUGGAGUUCAGAUCCGCUUUCUGCUGGAAAACAAGUAUGAUGAUAGAAAUGUUUUAGCCCGAACACAGCCCUGGAAAGAUACUAAAUACCCAAUCACAUUGCAAACAAAUAAUGAUGAUCUGCAUCCUGGUCUUCCACCUGAACUAUUACCACACCUGUCAAAUCCAGAAUCGUUUCAUGGGCCAGAGUUUGAUGAAGCCAAUGGAAUUAUCCCGAUUAGAAUACUGGGAUCUGAUGCUAGUCUGCAGCUUUACGCUAAUGAUGGUAAAGCUUGUGCUCGGCUCUACAUUAAGAAGACCUUCAGUGAUUGGAAAAAUGUUUUCUCUUACUCAUGGGUGGGGUUUUACAAAAAUUCACAAGAAGCCAAUGACCAGUACUAUACAUAUAUAUAUGUUGUGAAGAUGGAAAAGAUGGGAAAUGAUAACAUUAUGGAUUAUGAUAUUUAUCAGUACAAGUCCAGUUUGGAUAUUGCACCAGAAGUUCAGAUACGUUUCCUGCUGGACGAAACCUAUGACAACAUGUUAGCACAAACUGAGCCAUGGGAGGGUGCAAACAUAUCACAAAUAACAAUUUCCUGUUUCCAAUCUUAGUUACUACUAUCAGUUCAAAACUAUAAUUGCCUACUAUUAAUACUGUUUAAAAACAAACUAAUGUUUAUGUUUUACAGAUGUGCAUUUAAAGUUCUACUCAGCAGCUAUUUGUUGUAAUAUGGUGUAACACACGCUUUGUUCACAGAUCACUCUGUGACAUCUUCAUUUUAAUGGAUUUAAAAAUUAUUUCAUUUCUCAGGAUGGGAUUCUUGUACACCAUGUCUUCAUAUAUUAAAAUGCAUUUGAAAAUGG